AUGCGUCUCAUCAAUGUCAAGACACUCGAGCUUGGGCUGUUCUACGGGAGCCAAACGCCACGAUACGCCAUUCUCUCCCACACGUGGGAUGGCGAUAAUGAGGUGACAUUCCAAGAGUGGGAACGCCGUACCGACAGCGCUGUCAGACGCAAGAGUGGCUACGCCAAGAUCGUGGGGGCUUGCCGCCGCGCCGAGGCUGAUGGCCUGCAGUAUCUCUGGUGUGACACCAAUUGUAUCGACAAGAGCAGCUCUGCUGAACUGAGCGAGGCCAUCAAUAGCAUGUUCUCUUGGUAUCAUGACUCAGCCGUGUGCUACGCGUACCUUGCUGACGUACAGGCGAAGACGGGUACGCUUGCUAAGAGUCGUUGGUUUACCAGGGGUUGGACGCUGCAAGAGUUACUCGCGCCAAGUAGAGUAAUCUUCUUCGACCACUGCUGGACGGUGCUUGGAGAUAGAAGCAUAUUGGCAGGUGUGAUCUCAGACAUCACUAGGGUUCAUGUUGGUGCCUUGGAAAAUCGUGAGACAAUACGGGAUUACUCCAUUGCCCAGCGCAUGUCAUGGGCUGCUGAUCGUCAAACAAGCCGCUCGGAGGAUAUCGCGUACUGUCUCCUUGGUAUUUUUGAUAUUAACAUGCCAUUACUCUAUGGCGAAGGCUCCAAGGCAUUUACUAGAUUACAACUGGAGAUUAUCAAGAUAUCUGAUGACCAGAGUAUCCUUGCAUGGGACCUGGAGCCUUCUCAAGCUUCCUUGUUCACAAGUGCUUUAGCACGAUCUCCUACUCAAUUUCGUUCUUGUGGCUCGAUAGUGAGAAAUCAUGAACCUCAACAGAGCGCCUACUCCAUCACAAAUCUCGGCAUAUCCAUGAGGCUUGUUCUUAUUAAGACUCUCAUUGGGGGAAUAGUUCUAGUUGGACUAAAUUGCGCAAAAGAGCUUUAUCGGGUGGCACCUCACCCUAAUCUCCCGCACGAUGUGAAGCUACGCAAGCAUUUUCGGGUUUGGAUACCUCUAACGCAAUUAAAGCAUGAUACUUAUGGCCGACUACACCAUCCGGCAUCGAGGGUCUUUCUCGAACAGUCAUAUCCAACAUUUAGUCGUCUGGCGCCCACGAGUUUAUUCUUAACUUUAAACGCCUCCCAACCUCAGCUUCAAGAGAACCCGACCAAACCCUUACGGCAUCAUUCGCCCGAUACACCAUCAGGUGUGCUUCUCACAGUCGCAUCAGGCAACAUGACACCUAGAUUUGUUUUCAAAGAAGUCUAUCCCCUAGGUGACAUAUCUGUUGUACAGUUGAAAGGUCGUGGCAUAUCUACUACCUCUCAUCUACUCAUCGCAUGUGAUGAUCUUUCGGUAUUCCUUUCGGUAUUCUGGGGCAAGGAUGGGUCUCCUCAGGAUUGGACAUACUCGACGAUCUUUGAUCCACAGUUAAAGAUUAGCAACCAAAUGGCUUGCCUGACAGAGUGGAAGUGCCUUUUUGAGACAAAUGGUCAUAAGAGGUCUUCUUCGUGCUGCAAUAAUACUGCUUCUAUGCAUUCUCUUCACAAAAGAUUGCAACAUACAUACGGGAAUUCGUUGGAUGUUUAUGUGAGGGAAGAGAGGGACCCGAUGGUCAUAAUAGGUGAUCAACCUCUGAUGGAUUUGUUUGGUCAACAAGAAUUGUUAGUCGACAUUAUUUUCAGGCAACUUCCAAAGCGUAUAAAAGUUGGCUGA
This is a messenger RNA of Annulohypoxylon truncatum, 1707 nucleotides long. Its product is annotated as HET-domain-containing protein. The record is from RefSeq and is a predicted model, not a curated record. The transcript has a single exon. Lineage: Eukaryota; Fungi; Ascomycota; Sordariomycetes; Xylariales; Hypoxylaceae. Bases 1 to 1707 code for a protein of 568 amino acids.